Messenger RNA from Bombus impatiens (common eastern bumble bee), 2097 nucleotides. It is a transcript of the gene Atac3, whose product is annotated as GA-binding protein subunit beta-1. The record is from RefSeq and is a predicted model, not a curated record. The transcript is spliced from 8 exons. Lineage: Eukaryota; Metazoa; Arthropoda; Insecta; Hymenoptera; Apidae. Gene Ontology annotation, biological process: positive regulation of transcription by RNA polymerase II. Gene Ontology annotation, cellular component: nucleus. Gene Ontology annotation, molecular function: transcription cis-regulatory region binding; protein binding. The coding region runs from base 397 to 1965 and encodes 522 amino acids.
AAUGUAAGAUACUUUUCACGUGUACCACAAUGUGGCGCUGUAAUACGCUCUAUUUAACAUAUUUGACUACUAUUCAGUAUCAUUUCAAAUAAAGUAAUUAAAAUGCGCUAAAAAAAUUAUAACUUUACAUAAAAGGAUACCUCUAACCACAAAAAUACGUCCGAAUUGACAUUAAAAACUGCUUAGAACAAUGAUAAAAUUGUAUUAGGAAUGGCGCCAAGGUGUCGCCAUUUUCAUAAAACUUUACCAAGACGGUAAAUCGAGAAGGCUGAGGGGAGGAACAAUUCCUCAAAGUGAGUGUGUGCGCUCGAAAAUUGUUGGAAAAAUUGCUAAAAAGCAAGAAUAAUGUACUGGUCCGUGCAUCAGAAAGAAGGGGAUUGAGUUAAAUAUACAAAAAUGCAAGCAGAAAGUAUUUGCACUAAUGAUAUUGAGGGUCUGGACUCAGACACCCUUAUUCCUGUUGAAAUCCUUUCCUGUGAUGUAUCUCAUCGAGCACGUUCUCAAGAUGCCUUAUCAAUAGUGGAAUUAGGAAAGCAGUUACUUUUUAGUGCAAAAUAUGGGGAUACUGACAGUGUCCGUGAUCUAAUGUGCAGAGGUGCACCAUUUACUACGGAUUGGUUGGGUACAAGUGCAUUACAUUUUGCUGCACAAAAUAAUCAUACAGAAACUGCUGAGGUUUUACUUAGAGCAGGAAUUUCAAGAGAUGCAAGAACAAAAGUGGAUAGAACGCCUUUACAUAUGGCUGCAUAUGAAGGCCAUCAUCAGAUGACACAGUUACUUCUUAAUUAUGGUGCAGAUGUCGAUAGCAGAGAUAUGUUAAAAAUGACGCCUUUACAUUGGGCGGUAGAAAGGGAACAUGUAGAAGUAAUGCAUGUUUUAUUAGAACAUGGAGCAGAUGCAAAUGCAACUAGUAAAUUUGAUAAAACACCAAUUAGUCUUGCAUUAGAACAUGAUAGGCUAGACUUAGUAGACAUAUUGCAACAAGAAAGAGAAAUUAUAGGUAUUAGAGCACAUCAACAAAAUCAAGCAAAUUCAGCAGAACUUGAAGUAGCAACUCAUAAUUUAAUACAGUUAGAAUCUGAAAGAGAGGAAGAACAACAAAAAUUUGAACUUCCACAGCAAGAUUCACAACAAAAAAAAAAGAUUACACAAGUGCAAGUGGGAAAAAAGCCACGAAUGAUCUUUCAACAGAUUCAUGUUGGACCAAAUGUUGAUGUUGAUCGAGAAAAAGAAAUCGAAGGUGUGGAUGAAAUUACUGAUACAAAUAAUAUUAAUAAUAGCAAGAAACGCAAAGAUAUUACAACUAUUGGGGGAAUCAACAAAAAAUUUAGGUUAUUAGAAGCACAUGGAAUCACAAUGAUACCUGUAGAUAAUGAUUCAUCUAUUGUUGAAAAUGCAAUGGAAAGUGGAAGAACAGUUGUUUUAACUGAAGCAGGUAAACUUGCUCUAAACUUAACAAGAAAUUCUUCAAUAGGAAUGAAACGACUUCACGUAGCUGGAAAGAAAGGAACUCCUAGGAAAGUGAUAGCAAUUAGAGCAGAUCAAAUUUUAAGUCAUAAUACACCCACCCUCACAUCCAGAGGACCCAAUAUAUUGAAAAGAUCUUCUGUAGAUAAUAAAGCUGGAAAACUGUUUAUUUCUUCAAUUUCUAGUACUACGCCUGUAUCAACACUUACACAAUCGAAAAACUUAAUAUCUCCAUCAGAGAGUAAAAUCAUUAAUUCGCCCGCAAAAAUGACGGAACCAAUAAUUUUACAAUUAGACGAUGAUAUAGAAGAAAUUGUCGAAGAUGAUCCAACGCAUAAUAAUGAACCAGUUAUGGAUAUUGCGUUACUGAAUAGACAAUUGGCAGAAGCACGAAGACAAGCAGCUGAGUAUCGUAAACGGCUUCAAAAAAAAGAGGAAGAAGCUGAAAUAUAUAAACAGCAACUUAAAACUAUUACAGCGCAAAGGGCAUCCAAGUGAUUUUGUAUAAGUAAAUAUUUUAUCUUAAGUUUCAUUUCUUGAGCCCUCUUUUAUAUACAAAAAAUAUCUUCCUUGGCUUUUCAGCUUGGUACAAGAUUUCAUUUGAAAACUAUAUUCUAAUAUUUUAAUAUA